UAUAUUUGCUUGUUUGUUUAGGAAGAAUUCAGGACAGAGUCCGAUACUUUUGGAGAAUUGAAAGUUCCAGCUAGUAAAUAUUAUGGAGCUCAAACUAUGAGGUCUAUGAUGAACUUUAAUAUUGGUGGUCCUUCAGAAAGAAUGCCUGAUCCAAUUAUUAAAGCAUUUGGAAUAUUGAAAAAGGCUGCAGCAGAAGUUAAUAAAGAAUUUGGAUUAGAUCCCAAACUUGCAAAUGCUAUAUCACAAGCUGCUGAUGAAGUAAUAGCAGGUAAACUACAGGACAACUUCCCUUUGGUCAUAUGGCAGACGGGUUCUGGCACGCAGACUAACAUGAAUGUUAAUGAAGUGAUUUCAAAUAAGGCAAUUGAGAUAUUAGGCGGUAAACUUGGAAGCAAAACACCUGUCCAUCCUAAUGAUCAUGUAAAUAAAAGUCAGAGUUCCAAUGACACUUUUCCUACGGCGAUGCAUAUUGCAGCGGCGAUGGAGGUGGAAUUGUCUCUCGUUCCGGCAUUAAAACAGCUUUUAGAUGCAUUAAGAAGUAAAUCCAAUGAAUUUAAUGAUAUCAUUAAAAUAGGAAGAACACACACACAGGAUGCUGUACCAUUAACAUUAGGUCAAGAAUUUAGUGCCUAUGCUACUCAGAUUGAGUUUGGAAUCGAAAGGGUCAAAGCAUGCAUGCCCAGAGUUUAUUUUCUAGCAGCAGGAGGCACGGCAGUGGGAACCGGUCUCAAUACACGUAUUGGUUUUGCAGAGAAAGUAGCUGCCAAAGUAUCAGAAAUUACAGGAUUACCAUUUGUGACGGCACCUAACAAAUUCGAAGCACUAGCUGCACACGAUGCAAUGGUAGAGCUUUCAGGAGCAUUAAAUGUGAUUGCGUGUAGUUUAAUGAAAAUAGCAAAUGACAUUCGUUUCUUGGCAUCCGGUCCACGCUGCGGUCUAGGGGAAUUGUCCUUGCCAGAAAAUGAACCGGGUAGCAGCAUAAUGCCAGGUAAAGUAAAUCCUACACAGUGUGAAGCAAUUACAAUGGUGGCUGCACAAGUUAUUGGAAAUCACGUGGCACUGAGUGUCGGCGGAAGUAACGGCCAUUUUGAGUUAAACGUUUUCAAGCCGAUGAUGGUCGCAAACGUCUUGCGAUCCAUACGUCUAAUUGCAGAUAGUUCGAUUUCUUUUACAGUUAACUGCGUGAAAGGAAUUCAACCAAACCGAGAGAAUAUUGAAAAGUCAUUGAAUGAAUCUUUGAUGUUGGUAACUGCGCUCAAUCCUCACAUAGGAUAUGACAAAGCCGCUCAAAUUGCCAAAAAGGCUCACAGAGAAGGAACAACUCUGAAAGAAUCUGCAUUGUCAUCAGGUUUAACGGCCGAACAGUUUGACAAAUGGGUCAGACCAGAAGACAUGUUGGGCCCUAAAUAAACUAUUUAUAACAUGAUUAAUACGCAGUAGUUUUUCAAUGAAGGAUUUAAUAAACAUUUUUAUAAAUUGCUUUAUUUGAUUAAACUAAAAUUUAUCUGGA
Molecule: messenger RNA, 1510 nt
Organism: Centruroides sculpturatus (bark scorpion)
Lineage: Eukaryota; Metazoa; Arthropoda; Arachnida; Scorpiones; Buthidae
Product: fumarate hydratase, mitochondrial-like
Exons: 9
Coding region: 97-1410 (437 amino acids)
Biological process (GO): tricarboxylic acid cycle; malate metabolic process; fumarate metabolic process
Cellular component (GO): mitochondrion; tricarboxylic acid cycle heteromeric enzyme complex
Molecular function (GO): fumarate hydratase activity
Source: RefSeq, a predicted model, not a curated record